AUGGCAUCUGAACUCAUCCAAAGCGUCGCCGUGACCAACUCCACCGCAGAUCUCGUGACAACGAGCACUUCCGAAAUCGUUGAGUACUCGAUCCUCGCGUCAUGCUGGUGGUUCUGGUUCAUGCCAGCAUGCUAUCCGUACUACAUGGCCCUGUUUGAGUCGAUUUCGCCGUACUUGUGGAGCGUUAUGGGCGUCGUUCUUUCCAUUGGCGUCUCUGUGUUGGGUUCCGCGUGGGGAAUAUUCAUCACAGGCUCAUCCCUUCUCUCGGCGGCCAUCAAGCACCCUCGCAUUUCAAGCAAAAACCUUGUGUCCGUAAUUUUUGCAGAAGCCUGCGCCAUUUAUGGUGUCAUUAUGGCUAUCAUUCUACAGGCAAAGAUAGUCGAGUCGGAAACGGGUACCCCUUCCGCGUUUGCGGGAUACGCUCUGUUUGCCGCUGGCGCAACUGUGGGGUUAUCAAAUCUGUUCUGCGGUCUCAGCGUCGGUGUCGUCGGCUCGUCAUGCGCGCUUUCCGAUGCGCAAAACGGUGCUCUUUUUGUCAAGAUUCUAAUCGUGGAGAUUUUCGCCUCGGCUCUGGGUCUCUUUGGUGUCAUUGUUGGUAUCAUCAUGGCCUCAAAAGUCACUGUAUAG
Messenger RNA from Chondrus crispus (carragheen), 627 nucleotides. RefSeq lists its product as hypothetical. Gene Ontology annotation, molecular function: proton-transporting ATPase activity, rotational mechanism. Gene Ontology annotation, cellular component: proton-transporting V-type ATPase, V0 domain. The coding region runs from base 1 to 627 and encodes 208 amino acids. The record is from RefSeq and is a predicted model, not a curated record. Gene Ontology annotation, biological process: proton transmembrane transport. Lineage: Eukaryota; Rhodophyta; Florideophyceae; Gigartinales; Gigartinaceae. The transcript has a single exon.